This is a messenger RNA of Magallana angulata, 2347 nucleotides long. Its product is annotated as putative protein TPRXL. NCBI's taxonomy places the organism in Eukaryota, Metazoa, Mollusca, Bivalvia, Ostreida, Ostreidae. The record is from RefSeq and is a predicted model, not a curated record.
AUCCAAAAAGUGGGCACUUGUCCUCUUCGAUUGGGAUGGAUGCACUGCCAUCAUCGAAUCAAAAAGACUGGUUGGGAAAGAUGACAGAAAAGUUGGGAGCAAGUUCAAGCUGUCAUUUGAUGGGCGACUUCAUGAAGUAGAGAUUCUUGGCUUUGGAUAUGAAGACCACCAUCUGCAUGCCAAAGACAACCAGUGGGACAGAUCGACCCGAGCCAAAGCUAUUGCUGCAGUUAGAGAUGCACGGGAAUUGACAAGAAGAGGGAAAUAUGGUGGUUACCUGGAUAUACACGACUCUGAUAAUUCAGAUGAGGAUGAGGAGGCUAUAUUCAGUCCAGAUACGUCUCAUCUAAGGACAAGAGCAAACCCAAAUUGCAGGAAAACCACUUCAAAGAAACAGCCACAAAAGACAAGUACCCCUUCAACACAACAGCAGGCACAGCAAAGACCCCAAGAGACACAGAGAAAGCACAUUGAGGGCACAAAUGGACGUUCAGUCACAAUUCUGUACGAAGGAUCAGGGGACUAUGAAGGUAAUUCUAGUCCAAAAAGACAGCCCUGUUCGUUCGAGGACUUAACAUCUGAUCAAGUGGACAUCAUCCUUAACCAAGUAGAAUCUGCACAAAAGAACUUAAUCAGCACCAUGACAAUGACUGAUGACAUCGUUAUUGUUCAGAGUGAGGAGGAUAUAGCAUCACUGUGCAAAGACUGCAAUGGAACCCACCAUUCUCAGACAUCCGUUCAGACACAGCUCAAGGACAUCAAGUCUUCUCAAAAAGCCCUGGAGAAGAAAGUGGACAGUCUUCUAGAAAUAUUGACCACAUUUGUGAAAAAGCAGGAGACCUGUGUAACCAUUGAUCUGAAUACAUCAAGCUUUGUUAUUGAACCUGAAUCUACACCACCUUUUAAAGUGACCAAGGCUUUGAACAAUAUUCUUACCACCAGUGUUAUGAGCACUACUGCACAAGACACUUCCGCUGCUAAAAUUCCUUUCAACACUUCGAUCCUGGACUACACCUGUGACACUUCAACCACCCGUAACAACUUGACGACAGGCAGGACUACAAAGACAGGCAACAUCCUGACCACUUUGAGGGCAUCAACCACUAGCAAGAACUCGAUUGACAGCACCACAGGCAACAAUUCAACGAGCAACACCCAGACCACAAGCAAGACACUGAGGGGCAGCACUCCAUCCACAGGCAACUUGACUGGCCGCGCCCUUUCAACAGACAACUUGAUGGGCAGCACUCCAUCUACAAACAACUCGACAGGCCCCACCCUUUCAACAGACAACUCGAUGGGCAGCACUCCAUCAACAGACAACUCGACAGGCCGCGCCCUUUCAACAGACAACUCGAUAGGCAGCACUCCAUCCACAGGCAACUCGACAGGCCGCACCCUUUCAACAGACAACUCGAUGGGCAGCACUCCAUCUACAGGCAACUCGACAGGCCGCACCCUUUCAACAGACAACUCGAUGGGCAGCACUCCAUCCACAGGCAACUCGACUGGCCGCACCCUUUCAACAGACAACUCGAUGAGUAGCACUCCAUCCACAGACAACUCGACAGGCCGCAACCUUUCAACAGACAACUCGAUGGGCAGCAUCCAAAUGUCAUGCAAGACCUCGACUACCAACACCCCUUUGACAGGUAACAACUCAUUGGGCAACACCUUGAUUGGCAGCACCCCAAGCAUGUUCAUAACCUCAAGCAUGGUUGGCACCUCAACACCAGUGACAUCUUUUGAAACAACUUCCAGAGAAAAACAGAGUUUUGUUGAUGGAUGCCUCAAAUGAUGAGUUGCCACCACCUGUGUGUGAAACAAUUGCCGAACUUGUGUUAGUUGAGGAAAAUGAAGAAAAUGUUGCCCCAUCAUUGGAAAAUAGGUUUGCCAACCAGAUGAAGAAGCCUCGACUGCAGCGAAUGAAACGAUUUCCAAGUCCUUGCAAGGCUAAUGCUAUUACAACUUAUAUAAGAAGCAGUGAGGAUGUCGAGCCUGGAAACUACGAGAUUCUUGUUUGCCCAGAUGUACUAAUGGAAAUCAAAGAUCGUUCCUGUUCUGAUGGAAACUUUUUGUUGAACACAGCAAGAAGAAUUUUCAAGGAGGAAGAGCUGGAAGGAAAGAAUUAUUCUGGAAGGAAAGGGAGGCCUGGGAUUUCGCCUAGACGAAAACAUGCUCUUCAACAUGCGUUUGCAGAACACUGUUCAUCAAACAUUGAUGACUUCAAGCGGGCAGUGAUUGCUUUGAACUCAGGAAUUAGAGGAAUGGCAUUCAAGUAGUUCAUGGAUUUGUGAAAAGUGUAAAAAACAAAUUACAUUUCACCAAAUGUAUUAUACAUGUUUUU